This is a messenger RNA of Aspergillus caelatus, 464 nucleotides long. RefSeq lists its product as uncharacterized. The record is from RefSeq and is a predicted model, not a curated record. The transcript has a single exon. NCBI's taxonomy places the organism in Eukaryota, Fungi, Ascomycota, Eurotiomycetes, Eurotiales, Aspergillaceae. The annotation marks the transcript as partial.
GCUGAUUUACGGGACCAUGGUCUCCGAACCGACGAUUACUGGAUUCAUGAACCCCGACGGCCCCGAUCCAGCUGUUCCAGACAGGGCGCAGGGCUAUAUUACCCAUGCUGCGACGCGAGCCCUCAUUUUCAUUGAAGCACCUAAGCCUGUCAGUCUGGUCUGCGUCGUCGAGCUUGGUAUGACGGAUGCGUCAGCUUACUGCAUCGGAUACGCGGAAGAAGGAAGUGUGACAUGAUUAUGGGGGAAUGCUCGUCAUGAUAGUUCACACCGCCAGGAUGAUUACUCCCAAGGAUUCCCAGAGCAUCAUCAUGGUGGUGGAUAUAGUCUUCGUUAUGGCCGAGCAUACGGGGGCCAUUAUGGGCGAGAGGGACAUGAUAGUUAUCAUAGGAGCGGUUACCCUAGGUAUAGCAAGAUUGGAAUAGAUUUUCAAGGAUAAUGCCUAAUGGCAUCUAAGUUGGGCAACG